AUGCCGCGCGAGGUGCGCGAGGGCGACAUCGCGCUCGCGCGCGGCGCCGCGCAUCGGGCGUUCACGCUCGUCGUCGUGCGCGACUACGAGGGCGGUCGAGUGCUGCUGGGCGAAAAACUGCGCGGAUUCGGCGCCGGGUAUUACAACGGAUUCGGGGGGAAGGUGGAGCGCGGGGAGACGGUGGAGGCGGCGGCGGCGCGAGAGCUGACGGAGGAGGCGAACGUCGAGGCGACGAACAUGACGCGGCGAGGGGCGCUGCGAUUCGUGUUCGACGAUAAACCGCUCGAACCGUGGUUGGUGCACGUGUUUCACUGCUCGCGGUACGACGGGGAGAUCGCGGCGAGCGAUGAGAUGCGACCGGAGUGGUUCGAUUUGGACGACGUGCCGUUUGAAAAUAUGUGGGCGGACGAUCCGUACUGGUGGCCGUUGUUUUUGGAGGAGAAGGAGUUCGUGGGGACGUUUACGUUCACGAACACGACGACGCUCGUGGAUUAUUGGAUUCGGGAGACGAAGGAUCUGAUGCUCGACGUCGAGGCGAUGACGGCGAACGAAUGA
Ostreococcus lucimarinus CCE9901 is the source of this 555-nucleotide messenger RNA. RefSeq lists its product with no specific name. Gene Ontology annotation, biological process: DNA protection. Lineage: Eukaryota; Viridiplantae; Chlorophyta; Mamiellophyceae; Mamiellales; Bathycoccaceae. Gene Ontology annotation, molecular function: 8-oxo-7,8-dihydroguanosine triphosphate pyrophosphatase activity. The record is from RefSeq and is a predicted model, not a curated record. The transcript is spliced from 2 exons. Bases 1 to 555 code for a protein of 184 amino acids.